Clupea harengus (Atlantic herring) is the source of this 3073-nucleotide messenger RNA. RefSeq names its product WD repeat domain 45B (gene wdr45b). The record is from RefSeq and is a predicted model, not a curated record. Gene Ontology annotation, molecular function: protein binding. NCBI's taxonomy places the organism in Eukaryota, Metazoa, Chordata, Actinopteri, Clupeiformes, Clupeidae.
ACGUUACAUGCCAAAAAGACAAAUACCACUUUGACCAUUAUCUAAUAAGCUUACCUUGUAUAAAGUUACCCUUACAACCGAAUAUUUGCCAACUCAAUGUGAACACAGAUGCAGGAAGCAGAGCAGCAAACACAGCAGUUCAGCGUCCUCUCAAGGAAGGAAGAAGAACUCCGCAUUUUUUAGGCUGUCCGACCGUCUACCUUGCUUGGCCACAGCUACGGUUGAGGAGGAAUGCUACGCCAGGGGAAUGGUGGCUAUCGGUUGAAAGGCAGCCGACUCUAGCUAUCAUUAGAUUAUCAUUGGCGUUAAGGAAACAAAGAAUAACAUAAUAAUGAAUUUAUUACCAUCAAAUCCACAUGGGAAUGGGCUUUUGUAUGCUGGAUUUAACCAGGACCAUGGUUGCUUUGCAUGUGGAAUGGAAAAUGGAUUCAGAGUUUACAACACAGACCCUCUCAAAGAAAAAGAAAAGCAAGAAUUCCUUGAAGGUGGUGUCGGACAUGUGGAGAUGCUUUUUCGUUGCAACUACCUGGCUCUCGUUGGAGGAGGGAAGAAACCCAAGUACCCACCUAAUAAAGUCAUGAUCUGGGAUGACCUAAAAAAGAAGACUGUAAUUGAGAUCGAAUUCUCCACGGAAGUCAAGGCAGUUAAGCUCCGACGGGACAGGAUUGUGGUGGUCCUUGACUCCAUGAUCAAAGUCUUCACAUUUACCCAUAACCCACAUCAACUACAUGUGUUUGAAACGUGCUACAAUCCUAAAGGUCUUUGCGUCCUGUGCCCAAACAGCAACAACUCCUUGUUGGCUUUCCCCGGCACACACUCGGGGCAUGUGCAGAUAGUGGAUCUGGCUAACACCGAGAAGCCGCCCGUGGACAUUCCCGCUCACGAGGGUGCCCUCUGCUGUAUCGCCCUGAACCUGCAAGGGACACGGAUAGCCACAGCAUCAGAAAAAGGCACUCUGAUUAGAAUAUUUGACACCUCUGCUGGCCAUCUCGUACAGGAGCUGAGACGAGGCUCACAGGCAGCAAACAUCUACUGCAUCAACUUCAACCAGGAUGCCACACUCAUCUGUGUGUCCAGUGACCACGGCACGGUCCACAUUUUUGCUGCCGAGGACCCCAAAAGGAACAAGCAGUCAAGCUUGGCAUCAGCCAGUUUCCUCCCCAAAUAUUUUAGCUCCAAGUGGAGCUUCUCCAAGUUCCAGGUCCCAUCUGGGUCGCCCUGUGUCUGUGCCUUUGGAACGGAGCCCAACUCUGUUCUAGCGAUUUGUGCUGAUGGCAGCUAUUACAAGUUCCUGUUCAACCAAAAAGGGGAGUGCGCCAGAGACGUAUACGCACAGUUUCUGGAAAUGACAGACGAGAAGAUCUGACACCUGAGACCCGGCACGGGAGGAUUUUGAAUGAAGAGUGUUUUUUGAGCUGGUGCUUGUUUUUCACAGCACCUGCUAAAAUAAGAAGAGAAGGGAAAAAAACAAUGAACAGAAGUGUUACUUGUUUCUCUGAAAGAAUAGCACCAAUGCCAAGUGCUGUACUGUGCUCGUCACAAUUGAAUGGAGACUGAAAGACCAAGAGACCUUUCCUGGACUAACGUUUGGUCCAACUAUGGACAGGGGACUGAAUACCUUAAGGCACUAAACUAUUUUGUUCUCACUUGACAGUGGGAAGUGAAAACCCUUUUUUUCUGUUUUUUUUUUUUUUGGAGAAGACUACUUUUACUUUUUAAAAAUGUCUUCCAUGGACUAUUCUGUUUUUUGUUUUUUUUAUCAUAGCCUCCAUUCUGCUAGAUAGUUCAAAAUACUUUUUCCAUUAACACCACCUAACCCUAACCUGAGUGCCUCUGUAUAGUUUGAAGAGGUCCAGGUUUAAAUGUGCAUAUGCACACACGUGUGUAUGUGUAUGGAAUACAGAAUAUACAAAUGUUUGUACAAGCAAAAUAGUAGUGCUAGAUUCUGUUUCAUCUGCCCUAUGUCAGGCAUCAAUACAUAAACAGCGGACUUAAUCUAUAGUAUUACAAAAUUCAUCACCGGUGAAAAAACUUCUCAUUUCAUAUUGUUUCAGUGUAUGUGCAAUAUUGUCCUUUCUUCGCUCUCACUACUUGCUCUCAGGCUUUUCUUUGUCAGCUGUGGACAGAUGUGAUGUGAAUGAGGCCUAUCUUCAAAAUCAGAGUGUUUGUGUCGCUGUCGUUCAUCCACAUUCAAAUUUAAGCACGCAGGAAAUCAGACCAUCACACUUAUGUGUGGUGUCAUGAGGAAGGUAUGCACUAUUCAGUCAAGAAUCUUUAAGGACUGACAACAUUACCCAUAUAUAAAUGUGUAUAUAUAACUGCCUCAUUUGUAGCCUUACUGAUGACAGAAAUCAUGCAUUAUGUAAACAGGGAUUUUUUUAUUCUCCUGAUUAAAGAAACAGAACCCCAGAUUUGAGCUAUUAUACUCUGUGGUCACAAACUAUCAAAAUGUCUGUUUCAACCUCCUUGUAUAGUCUCUAAUUGGCCAUAUGAGCACAGCAUUUUACCUUAUGAGGUGUCUACAAGGCACUGUUGCCUUUGUUUCACAACAGUGGUUGAAAACAGAUUAGAUAAACUAAUGUACAGGUUACGAUACUGUGUUUUUUUCCCCCUGAAAACGUUCAUGUUAUUGUCUACGCUAAAUCAUUGGAUUUGUUGAUUACAGCAAGAAUGAUUUGGUUGUGGCAAUGUGUGACAUGACAUUCUGUUGCUGUAGACAUGGUGUGGACCCCCCCCCCCAUUACAAGUUAGCAUUGCUUUUAAACCCAUGGAAAAUAAUAUGAGGGAAAAAAUACAAACAUAGCUUUACUUUAUAUUUCUUAAAUGUUAAAACACCUCUAAUAUCCCCUUCUGCUCUCGAUAAACUGUAAUGAAAAUUGAUUUGGUUUGUUCAUCAUUGAAUAGAGAAAAGUGCAUUUGCGUGUUGAUUCAUUCUGUUUCUUUUCCCGAAAAUAACUUGCUGGUCAAAUGACAACUUGGUUCUUGUUCUUGCUGGAGGACGGCAUACUGAAUGCAUUUCAUGCUUUGAUUGUAAUUGUGAUAACACUAUAAGUAAACAGUGACAUUAAAAGUC